Messenger RNA from Vitrella brassicaformis, 3071 nucleotides. NCBI's taxonomy places the organism in Eukaryota, Vitrellaceae. The record is from the annotation of a GenBank genome assembly.
GAGCCUGAUCAGUCUGGCGGUGCGCCGUGCCCCGAGCUGUCAGAAGAGAGGGCAUGCAACGAAGACCCGUGCGGUGAGUCAGUCAGACAGACAGACAGACAGGCAGGGGAAUGGAUGUGUCUGUGUGUGUGCAGCGGUCGACUGCAAGGUGGGUGGUUGGGGCAACUUCUCUGAGUGCUCCAAGUCGUGCGGCGGCGGCUCCAGGACCAGAAACAGAACAGUCGAGGUACACAAGAACAAACAAACAGAGUCUGAUGUGCACACCCAGCUGUGUGUUGUCAUACAGGUUGAGCCGUCCGACGAUGGCGAGCAGUGUCCCGACCUCGAAGAGACUGAGGAAUGCAACACACAACCAUGCGGUCCGUUCACCGCACCACACAACCUCAUGCACACACGGCCACAUGGAUGUGUUCGUUUGCCUUUUUGUGUGCCUCCAUUCCUUCAUUCGUUCAGAUCCGUGUGCCGGUCUGUCGUGCGGUCUCAACGAGGAGUGCCGGCGGAGCAGCGACAACACGACCGCCACCUGCAAGUGCACACCGCCGUUCACACGAGCAUCACCUGAAGCAGAAUGCAUGAACAUGCAGCAGCAGCAGCAGCAGCAACCAGCAGUCGGGAUCCCCAGGCCAGUUUCCGCCGAAUCCGACCAGCAGCAGCAGGGACCAGUAGGGAUCCCGUCGAUUCCCUCCGGCUGCAAUGGGAAUUGCCGGUCAAUGAACUGGUUUAACGACACGGUGUGCGACAUGGAGUGCUUCACUGAGGAGUGCAGCUGGGACGGCGAUGACUGCGCCAGCGAGCCCCGGAUGAAUGCCAACCAGCAGACAGAAAACGAAACCAAUAGGCGGGACAUUCCCGAGACGUGUGUUGGGGACUGCCGUGAUUUGGAGUGGGUCAACGAUUCGGUGUGUGACUUGACGUGCUACAACUAUGCAUGCGGAUUCGACGGCGGCGACUGCGACCCUGGUGCGUGUGACAAAAGAACCACUCGGCCGCCGGAUGUGGUGAAUGCGUGUCUAUAUUGUGUGCAGGUGUGGAAUGCACUGAUCUGGCUUCAUAUUGCAAGUGGAACGAGACCUGCCAAUCGCAAGACGACGGGUCAGCUCUCAUAUAUGCACACAUGGAUGGAUGGAUGGAUGGUGUGUGUUGUGUAUUAUCUGUGUGCAGGUUCGGUCGCUGUGAGUCUCUGUGUUCGACGAUCGAAUGCUCAGAAGAUAGAAACGAAGUCUGCGAGGUAAAGGACCAAACCAACCACAUCCAAGGGAUGCGCACAUGGAUGUCCGUGUGUGUCUGUGGUUGGUCCGUCUGUGUGUGCAGGUGCAGCGGAUUCCCGAGGGCGAGCCGGGCGCCGGCAGCGGGGUGGGCAAGUGCGUCUGUGCAGAGAACUACGUCCGCGGAGACAACGACGAGUGCUUCCAAGGUCGGUACCCUCAUCGUCAGCACACUCACAUGGCUAACACAUGGAUGUGUGUAUGGUUUGUCAGUUCGCGACUGUGCGGUUGCCGAGUGGAAGGAUUGGGGUGAGUGCUCCAAGUCGUGCGAAGGAGGCGUCAAGAAGAGAACACGAGAAGUCACGGUAAGCAUACCACACACCACUCACACUCGUACGUGCGUCAUCGAUGCAUUUCGUGUGUGCAUUCAUGUGUGGAUGCAGGCCGAGCCGCAGGGCGGCGGUGAGGAGUGUCCCGAACUCGAAGAGACAGCGCCAUGCAACGAGCAGCCUUGCCGUACGCAUCACAAAGACACGUUGGGCAUCCGUUGCAUAUGUCUUUGUGUCCCCCCUGUUGUGACAUCAGCUGUGGCGUGUGUGGUGGGUGACUGGUCGAUAUGGUCGCCCUGCUCCAAAGACUGCGGCGGAGGCAAACGGAGACGAGUCAGAGAAAUCACCGUAAGGCAAACCCACCCUCACCACGGACGGAGAGACGUAUGUGUGUGUCGUGUGUGUGUCAGACUGAGCCCCAGCACGACGGUGAGGAGUGCCCCCCACUCAGUGAGGAGGAAGACUGCAAUACCGAACCAUGCAGUAAGGAACCUCUCUUCACAAUGAGCUUCACCCACCUGUCUGAAUGCAUGGAUGUCGUUGAUUGCCGCAGAGACGGACUGCACGGUGUCUGACUGGUCUGAGUGGGACAAGUGCUCGGAAGAGUGCGGCGGAGGCACACAAUCCAGGACCAGAACAGUCGUGGUCAGUACUCAUUUAUGGGCAGAGUGAUCGUCAUGAAUUCACGUCUGCGUGUCUCUUGUUGCUGCCCCGCAGGAGCCGGAUCAGUCCGGCGGUGCGCCGUGUCCCGAGCUGUCAGAAGAGAGGGCAUGCAACGAAGACCCGUGUGGUCAGUGAGACAAGCAGCCAUGGAGGAGGGAGAGUGCAUCAUGUGUCUGUGCAGCGGUCGAUUGUGAGGUGGGUAGUUGGGGCAACUUCUCUGAGUGCUCCAAGUCGUGCGGCGGCGGCACCAGGACCAGAAACAGAACAGUCGAGGUACACAAGAACAAACCAACACAGCAUGAUGUGCACACAUAGCUGGGUGUUGUUCUCUGUCUGUCGGGCACAGGUUGAGCCGUCCGACGAUGGCGAUCAGUGUCCCGACCUCGAAGAGACUGAGGAAUGCAACACACAACCAUGCAGUAGGAACCUCUCGGCACAAAUGAGCUUCACCCACCUGUCUGAAUGCAUGGAUGUCGUUGAUUGCCUCAGAGACGGACUGCACGGUGUCUGACUGGUCUGAGUGGGACAAGUGCUCGGAAGAGUGCGGCGGAGGCACACAAUCCAGGACCAGAACAGUCGUGGUCAGUACUCAUUUAUGGGCAGAGUGAUCGUCAUGAAUUCACGUCUGCGUGUCUCUUGUUGCUGCCCCGCAGGAGCCGGAUCAGUCCGGCGGUGCGCCGUGUCCCGAGCUGUCAGAAGAGAGGGCAUGCAACGAAGACCCGUGCGGUGAGUCAGUCAGACAGACAGACAGACAGGCAGGGGAAUGGAUGUGUCUGUGUGUGUGCAGCGGUCGACUGCAAGGUGGGUGGUUGGGGCAACUUCUCUGAGUGCUCCAAGUCGUGCGGCGGCGGCUCCAGGACCAGAAACAGAACAG